Messenger RNA from Harmonia axyridis, 5669 nucleotides. It is a transcript of the gene mtgo, whose product is annotated as fibronectin type-III domain-containing protein 3a. The record is from RefSeq and is a predicted model, not a curated record. Gene Ontology annotation, molecular function: protein binding. The transcript is spliced from 13 exons. Lineage: Eukaryota; Metazoa; Arthropoda; Insecta; Coleoptera; Coccinellidae. Bases 125 to 3943 code for a protein of 1272 amino acids.
CGCGUGCCGCGGCUUUGACAUAAAAUACGAAAAUGAUAUUCGGCACCGUAAAUUCCGGAAAAUCAAUAGUAGUGUUGUCACUCUGCUGCAGUUUUCCCGACCUUAGUACCGAAAAUUUACACGAAUGGUGAAAGCGAAAGACGAUCCCGUGGCCGAGCUAGUACCAAAUGUCAACAACGACAAAACGUCAAUAACCCACCCGCACCCCAUGAAUCACAACCACAUCCUCAAGCCCUGCAACAACCAGAAUCACCUACACCACCACAAGAUCUACCAUCACUACACCUAUUAUCACCACUACGCGCCGGGCCAAUCGGAAACGGACGCGGCGGCGCUCAGUGGCGGCGGAACGGGGGAGUCGACCACCCCCAAGUUUUAUUUCGGUCCCGGUUUCGAACCCCAGACGCCGCCGUCGUCGGGCUCCAGCUCUGCCGCACACGAUCAGGCCGCCAAUGGGGGCGAGACCAAAAGCUCGGAGUAUGUUGUGUUCUUCCACGUCAAUCCUGGAGUGACGAUCAGCUUUCAGAUCGGGGAUACGACUGAGGUGCUGAGGGGACCAGUCACUGUUCCUAUGGUCUCAACGAACACUUCCCCUCCAAUCGCCAUGCCGGUGACAGUUCCUGCAGGUCAUGUCGUCCAACAGAUCGUUGACGAAAGUGGCACCUUGAGACACGUGAUACUGUCUCCACAACACCCAGCUGGUUUGGUCAGUUUACAACCUCAUUCUCAGAGCUAUGCGAACGAGACCAACGGCAGUUCCAACCAAAGACACUUCCAGAACAUUCCGCCACAUCCGAACUACGGCCACCAGCACCUCCACACCCAGAUACCGCCUCCCAAUCUGCCUUCUGGCGCGCCCAGUCCCCAGAUCAUGGGCCACGGCUCGCCCCCUCCGCCAGCCCAGACCUACUACAAGGACGAGCGCACGCAGCGGCAGCACUACAAGCUCAAGAAGAAACUGUACGACAAGCAGAUAAAGGGCGAGCCCCCCAACCAGGGCGCGAACGACGGGUACAUCGGCUCGCAGACCAAGCUGCUGAUGUGCGCCGCGGCGGACAAGAAGGCGGGCGGGAACAGCGUCGAGACGUCGGAGGACGGCGAGGAGGGCAGCGUGCAGGACGACGAGGAUACCGUCAGGGUGAUCACGGAGAUCCUGUCGUCGAUCGAGGCGCCGCUGGUUCUCGACUUGGGCCCCCGCAGUGCCUUACUCCAAUGGGCCCCACCGGUCCACAUAACAGAGACUCCGGAAGGCGAAGACCCCGGCGUCGAAAUAUCAGAGUCUGACCUCGUCUACGAGGUCCUGUUGAGCGACAAGAGCAAGGAGAUGAAGUUCAAGUCGAUCUACAGGGGCGCCUCGCUAUCCUGCAGGAUAAGAGACCUGCGACCCGGCCAGGAAUACUCUGUGUGCGUUCAGGUGCAUUACGGGGAAUUGCAGGGAUCUGCAACCGAUCCGAUUGUGAGGUUCGUGACGCCCCCUUGUGAGCCCGACAAACCCCCGGUUCCUAAGCUGUUCCACAGGACGAAGAACACCGUGCAGAUAAGAUGGAACGCUGUCAACGACAACGGCUCUCCCAUUCAAAGCUACAUCCUGGAGUGCGAUGAUGGAGGUGGAGAAUUUGCUGAGGUGUACAACAGCAAGGGCAAACAGCACACUCUACUGAAACUGCGACCUUCCACUGCCUAUAAAAUAAGGAUGGCUGCCGUCAACGAGAUCGGCAAGAGUCCCUAUUCCGACAUAGUGACGUUUCACACUGCCGACAACCCGCCAAGUCAGCCACACCCCCCUACCUUGGUCGAGGCCACACCUUCUAGUCUUCACUUGCAGUGGAACAAAAGAUUCAGGGACGACGAGUUCACCCUGCAACUGGAUAAUCCUGCCAACGCUUACGGUUUCAUGAAUGUGUACAGCGGUCCGGACACACAUUACCAUUGCAACAGACUUCACCACUUUACGAAUUACAAAUUCCGUCUACGAGCUCAAAAUGAGGCGGGUUACUCCCCUUGGUCCGCAGAGGUCCAGUAUGCCACGUUGCCAGAUCGACCAUCGGCACCCUCAAAGCCUACAGUUAAGGGUAGGAUUCAGGCGUACUCGUUCAAGCUACAAUGGGACACACCGACCCACACAGGUGGUUCGGAAAUCGAAAACUAUAUACUAGAAGUCAAUUCCGGUAGUGGGUAUAGAACAGUCUAUACCGGCAAAGAAGUAGAAGCAGUCUGUGAUAAAUUAACUCCCGGUACCACAUAUCAAUUGAGGGUGUGUUGCACAAGUCGUGCUGGUGUCAGCAACUACUCUGAUCCAUGUACGGUAACAACUGACGCCAUACCACCUGGCCAAUGCCCCACUCCCGAACUGGCACAAAAACCUAAACCAGACUCGAUAAGUCUGAAUUGGUAUGAGCCGGACUACAACGGUGGUGCUCCUGUCUUGGAGUAUGAGGUGGAGAUGUGUGAUUCAGAAGGGAAAUGCAGUCUAGUCCAAAAGAGUAAAGCGAUGAAGUGUACAGUGGAGGGUUUGAGUCCUGGAUGUGAAUAUAGGUUCAAGGUCCGUGCAAUUAAUAGGAUAGGGCGUAGUCCAUGGUCGGAUGAUUUAGUUGUUAUAAGUGGAGCUGCCCCUCCAUGUCAACUGUGUCCUCCCACCUUGAGUGUUAAGUCUUCCCAUAUUGUUCAUGUAGAGUGGAAAGAACCAAAAUGUAAUGGAGCACCUAUCAAAGAGUAUAGGCUAGAAAUGAAUAGUACUGAACCAGACAAAGCCUUUGAACCAGUUUAUGAGGGUUUAGACUUACAGUAUGAAGUCAAGAACCUAGUUCCAGCAACUGCCUACGACUUCAGGGUAGCAGCCGUCAACUCGGCUGGUCCAAGUCCAUUUUCAGAAAUUUCGACUGUUACAACUCCAGCUUCACCUCCAUCUGCAGUCAGUUUCACUAAACAUUCCUCCACUCCCACUACCAUAAGUCUUCAUUGGAACGAACCAUUACAUAAUGGUUCAGAAAUUACAGGGUAUAAGAUUGAAAUAGGUGAUAGACAUAUACCAGUCGAAGCACCAGCUUCCUUCUACGAGAUCACAUCUCUCCAAUGUAACACAACGUAUAAAAUUAGGAUACAAGCUGUCAACAGCAUAGGUGACGGACCAUUUUCUUCCAUUUUGAGGGUGGCAACGUUGAAGUUCCCUCCCUCGCCACCAAAGUUACAGUGCGUGGGAAUAGGACACAAUUACAUUAAAUUGAAAUGGGGCGAAGGAAAGAAUUUAGAUUAUACCCAGUAUUGUGUUGAGGUUAUGAAUCCUAGAUUCAAAGAAUUCCAGUCUGUCUACAGAGGCACAGCAUUUACCUGCAAAGUCAAUAAACUCCAAGAACUCACCGCCUACAAGUUUAGGAUCAGAGCAUCGAAUGAUCUAGGCGUUGGAGAGUACUCUAAAGAAUACGAAUUCACAACAAGCAUUUCACCCCCUUCCAUACUGAAAGCUCCUAAAAUCGUAGAAAUAGAAGAUCAAAUCUGUACAAUUGAAUGGCUGCCUGGCAAGAAUACUUUCACAGACUCUCUACUUUACGAAGUUCAAUUAUGUAGAAAUAACGAAAAUUACACAAGGGUUUAUAGAGGCCCCGAGGUGAAAUAUCAAAUCAGGGACCUAGAGGAGGAAGUCAGAUACAGCGCAAGAGUGUGUUCUGUAAGGUUAGCAGCUUCCGGAGAAUUAGAAGGACCUUUUUCCCCCGUUAUCAAUUUCUCCAUACCCUCUAGUAAAACGUCAGAACAGAAAGUUACAGCCACAACUUCCGCGGUUGUAACCCAUCAGAACAAGAACCGGAACGUGGUACAACAAUUGAAAAACACGUUCAAUCUAAGAACAAUGUCCGAAAGACAAACCGUGUUUGCAUACGCCGUUCUAUGUACUAUAAUCGGUAUACUUCUAGCCAUUAUGUCUAUUACACUUUACGAUUACAAAUGAAUCGAUGGGGAAGAGACGAAUUGAAUUUUUUCAAUUUAUCAAUUCCUACAACAAGGUAAUCAGAAUCGAUGCUUUUUAUGGUAAUAAUAGAGGUCCAAAAUAUUUAGUUUCUUGUAGUUUUUAUACAUGAAUGUAUGGCUGGUGCUAUUAAUAUAUUUUGAAAAAAAAUAGGAAAGGAACGACGUGAGAUAUUUCAUGAUUUUUUUAGAUAAAAUAGGGAACGUGCUAAUCCGAGUCUGAUAAAUAGAAUUAAAAUGGAGUUUCUUCAUUUUUUUCCAGUUGGAAAAAUUGGUGUAUUUUUGAAACGAUAAUUAUUACUGUAUCUUUUUUUUUUAUAAUCUGGAAGUUUCAUGAAAAAUCAUGAAGAAUUUCACUCAUAUUAUGUCUAAUAAAUGUUAUCUAAUUAUCUGUAUAAAGUUCUAGGUAUUUCAAAUUCGUUUGCUAUAGAUUGAUAUAGCGACUAUAUUUCAUAGUUAGAGAUUCUUUAUAUUCCUAAAUUUAUAUUAGAAAUUUCAUUUUUUUUGGCAUGUCAAACGAAACGACGAAAUAACGAAAUGAAAAAUUAGGAUUACUGAAAAAAUUGUCGACUAGUCAUUGGGAAUCAUACUUUGAAAAAUAAGAAAAUUGUGCAUUUAAAUAGUCAUCGAAGAAAUCGCUCUAACUCUGAAAUUAGAUCUGGUGUUGAAUUUAUGCCUAUAAUAUUCUCUAUUAUAUGUUGGUAUUUGCAAUUUUAUUGAUAAUAAUUGUAACAUAACAGUAAAUCAAUUUAUUAAUGAUUUUGUUGUCCCACAAAAAUCUGAUUGAAGGAUUUCAUCACAUCUCUGUUUUAUGUUGUGACUCGUAUUUGUCUGAGAAAAUUGACUUCUUUGCAAAAAACUCGUUUUUUGAAAUAAGGAAAUUCUAAAAAAAAAACUAUUACAUGUAGUUCCAAAUUUUUUAUUUUUCAGAGAUCCUGUUCUUAUACUGUAUAUUUAAUUGCGAUAAGUAAAUAUUUCUCCUAUUCGUUAAUAUAAUUUUUUUGUAAUAUUAUUUAAGUGGUUGUUCAUUGAUGGAAUUUUUUCGAAACUGCUAUGUCGGUUUUCCUAGUGAUGAAGAGAAAAUAUAAAUAUAUUUUUAUAUUACAUGCUUGAUAUAUUUUCCAUAGGUAUUUAUAUUGAAUGAAAUUAUUUUCUUGUAGCCUAUUGUCUAGAUACACUGUUGAAAAUUAAUUUUGGAAUCCUUGGCCUUGAUCAGUGAUCGUACUACGAAGGAAGUAUUGAAUUUUUUAGCAAAAUUUUAAAUCGAUGUGCAAUAAAGCUUAGAUACCCAAUGAUGAAUGAAGUAAAACCUACCAGGAAUCAGUAUUAAUAAUUAUCCAAUAAAUGAUCAGAAUUCACUUAGAACUAAGAAAGAAAUUUAUCUGUAUUUUCUAUAAUAUUUUUCUUACUUUUGCUUCAUCAUAUUGGUUCUCAUUUUGAAAUCAUAAUCAUUAUAUAUAAUAGUUUUUUAGCGAAUAUAGUUAAAUUACUGAAUUAUGCAAAUAACAUAAUUAAUAUUUUUAUUUGACUUGUACUAUUACCAUGUUUAUAUAAAUACAUUGUUAAUCAUUAUGGCUAUUCAAUAUGAUUUUUUUUUCAAAUUUUAUGUAGUAUUUGUAUACGUCCUAUUCGAAGUUACGUAAGCAAAGAUUUAUUAUGAUGUUAUAAAAUACUUACAUGAAUUACAUAAUUAUAUUUUAUCUACCUUA